AGAAGCGAAUAGCAUGAGGCUUGGAGGUCGGAGGCAGGAGAGAGCGAGGAAUUGCGUGGUCCUGAGUCCACUAUCCGAGCCCCAUCCCAUCCAGGUGGUGGUCCCAGAAGCAGCCAAGCAAUCGGCCUCGACCACGUAUGAAUCCAAUCUGACUUGCAAUUGGUGUUUUUGCGAAAGCUUAUACUCUCCCUGUCCCUCGCUAACGCUCGUUCUCCGACUUUCUGGCCAGCUUCUCUGGCGUAGAGUAGCAGCAUCGGAAAUACUGGAGCCGAAUCACAGCAGCUGCAGCAGCAAAGUGCACCAAAUACUCGUCAUAUAGUGUGCACUCGGUCCCGGCUUUUUGGAACGUUGUUGCGAGAUAGUGAGUCCACUGAGUCGCUCACAUGCGAUGCCAGUGAGCUGAGCGUGGGCAGCAGUUAAGAGCCUCUGAGAAUCUUCGCUGUGAGUUAUUGUUGUCAGACCGACCAUGGACACUCAUGCCUUGGCGUCGACUCGAAGCUGUGACCUGCUGCCUCGAUCUCUCGUGCAGUGCCGUGUCCAUGAUGGGAGGUCCGUGUCCAUCCCUUCGUCACUCGGAAAGCAGUGGAGCUUCCGAGUGGAGAGGAGGAGGCUGACUCUGCUGUCGAGCCGGAGACGAUACUCGAUCGACGUCCGAGCCAAGAAGUCUGGUCCAGGUUCAACCAAAUUGAAGAGCAAGGAACCCCCAGCUGAGGAAGAGGAUGAGCAACCAGUCCAGCGAACGAAGAAGCAAAUAAAAUUACCGGGAACUGUGAAAGUGCCAUCCAAAGGAGGAAGUCGACCGAAGGAUAACAGAACUGUCUUCGUUGCUGGAGCGACAGGAAACGUGGGCAGGCGGACUGUCAGGGAGCUGGUGAAGCUGGGGUACAAAGUUCGGGCCGGCGUUCGAAAUGUUGACACCGCUCAGUUUCUGCUUGAGGAAGAAGAAACGAAAGGAGAAUCAAAGGAUGAAGAAGUGGAAGAGCCAACUAAGAAGGGCGUGUGGGCGAACUUUUCUCCCGAGAAGCUGUUUGGCUUUCUCGGUCCAAAGGCAAAACAAGCAGCACAGCUAGUGGAGCUUGUCCAGUGUGAUUUGGAGAAAGAGGACGACAUUGAAGAAGCGUUGGGAAACGCAGGGGUCGUGAUAUGCACCAUCGGAGCUAGUGAGAAAGAGGUUUUGGACGUCACUGGACCUUAUCGCAUUGACUUCAAGGCAACAAAGAACCUCAUCGAUGCAGCAAGCAGUGCUAAAGUCAACCACUUUAUAUUGGUGACAUCUCUGGGCACACAGAAGUUUGGAUGGCCGGCAUCAGUUCUGAACCUAUUUUGGGGUGUCUUGUACUGGAAAGCGAAAGCUGAGAAGGCCUUGAUCGAGAGUGGCAUCCCUUUCACCAUCGUAAGGCCAGGAGGUAUGGAGAAGCCAACAGAUGCUUACAAGGAGACCCACAACCUUCGUCUUUUCGAGGCCGAUAGUAUGUUUGGUGGGCAAGUUUCCAACCUCCAGGUUGCCGAACUCAUGGCCUCAAUAGUAGGCAACUUGAACCUUGCACGCAACAAGGUGCUGGAAGCUGUAGCUGAAACCACAGCACCUCUGCGUCCAACUGAGGACCUUCUGGCUGAUAUUUCAACAUUCGGGGCAGUCAAGCCAGCGAAGCGGUCAGACGAAACAAGGGAAACCAAGCAGGCACCAAAGCAGCGGCUACAAGAGGAGAAGCAAUCACAAGGAGCACAAGCUGCAACAGACGCCGCUCAGAAGAAAACAGAAGCUGUCCGCCAGAAACUCCAGAACGAAUAUGAGUCCGCGAGGCUUAAGGAAGAAGAAGCAAGACAGGAGGCCGAAGCUGCACGAGCUCAAAAGCAGGAGGUAGAGAGGAAGGCUGCCGAGCUGCGUUCGAAGCUCAAAGCAGCUGCUCAAGCUGUUCGAGAAGCUAAGGCUCUCGAAACUGCUGUUCUAGCAGCUGCCCGUCAAGGAAAACAGUUAUCAGACCGGGAAAGGAAGGACAUUAUCUCAUCUGUCAGAGCCGAGAUAGAAGCGGAGGAAAAGGCGGUCAUAGCAAAAGAGAAAGCAAAGCAAGAUGCAGAAAAGAAAGCGAGACAAGAAGCAGAGGCAAAAGUGAAAGCAAAGCAAGAUGCAGAAAAGAAAGCGAGACAAGAAGCAGAGGCAAAAGCAACUAAACUUGCAGCCAAGUUGAAGGCGGAAGCAAAGGCAAAAGCCGAUGCUGAAGUAGCUGAAAAGAAGCGCAUCGAGUCUGAAGCAAAAGCCAAGAAAGAGGAAGAGAAGAAGAUGAAGAUCGAGGCUGAACGAAAAGCCAAAGAAGAGGAAGAGGAGAAGAUACGGAUCGAAGCCGAGAAGAAGGCCAAAGAAGAGGAGGAAGAAAAGUUACGGAACGAAGCCGAGAAGAAGGCCAAAGAAGAGGAGGAAGAAAAGUUACGGAUCGAAGCCGAGAAGAAGGCCAAAGAAGAGGAAGAAGAAAAGUUACGGGUCGAAGCCGAGAAGAAGGCCAAAGAAGAGGAAGAAGAGAAGUUACGGAUAGAAGCCGAGAAGAAGGCCAAAGAAGAGGAAGAAGAAAAGUUACGGGUCGAAGCCGAGAAGAAGGCCAAAGAAGAGGAAGAAGAAAAGUUACGGAUAGAAGCCGAAAGAAAGGCCAAAGAAGAGGAAGAAGAGAAAGGGCAAGCCGAUGUCAGAGGAGAGGCAGAAUCCGAAGCUAAACCCAAAGGUUUCCGCUGGCCGUGGCAGAAAGACGAACCAGAAGGAGGUGCACCAACCACGUCAGAAUUAGGACAGGACACAGCAGCUACUGAAGAAGCAGAGACAACGGAACUUCCACGACCUUCAAGGCCGUUGUCGCCCUACACGAAGUUUCCCACUUUAAAGCCCCCUGGUCCUCCAACUCCGCCUCCCGGCCCCCAGGUGCAGGAUCUUGUUACUGAAGGAGCAGCUAAGGAGACUGUUGAAGAACCGGUCACUAAAGAGGAGGAAGAAGUUACGCCGGCAGUAGUGGCUGAAUCUUCUCUAGAAACACAAGCCAAAAGGUCUGGGGCUUUCCGUUGGCCCUGGGAGAAGCAAGACUCUGAAGGGGAACCAACGGAGGAAGAAGUCGCUGCAGAGCCUUUGACAGAAGAGACUACUGCGGGAGACGACCCCGAUCUCGCCCCUACCAUCAAUCAGACGACAAAACAGGAAGUGGCCGUCCCAGAAACAACGGAAGAAUUAACACGUCCUUCAAGGCCACUCUCGCCUUACACUGCAUAUCCAGCUUUGAAACCUCCAACACCCCCAACUCCACCCAAGACGAUCAAGCCUGGAGAAGGUGAAUCAGAAGCUAAACUGGAAGCUUCCCAGGUGACUCCGGAGCCAUCAGUUCCUGUGAUUGAAGCACAGGAACUGACCCAGGAUGAGCUUAAUGCACGUGCAGAGGAAGAAGAACGAUUGAAAGCUCUCGCAGCACAGGAAGCGGAGGCUGUGGCCGAAAGAGAACGACUUGCUGUAGAAAGGGCCAAGGCGGCUGCCAGUUUCCGUUGGCCUUGGGGUCAACCAGAAGAAGCCUCUCAAGAGAAUGAUGUGCCAUCAGUUGACUCUGUAGUCGAACCGGCAGCAGAAACAGUUAUAGAAGUGGCAGGAUCAGCUGCAACCGAGUCCGCAGAAAGCGCAUCGAUACCUGAACUGCCUCAAAAGUCGAGACCCCUCUCCCCAUACACCAUGUAUCCGGGUAUGAAGCCACCACGGACACCUUCACCUCCCAAAAGCCCUACGAAAGAACCUGCAGAGGCUGCAAGAAGUGAGGAGCCACAGUCUGCAUCCGCAGAGGCAGAGAAUGGUUCUGCUACAGAGACAGUUGAGGACGAUGGGGCCCAAGUCCUAGAACCAGCGGGAGCUUUUCGCUGGCCAUGGGAACAGUAACUUCAUGCAGAAGCAUUCUAAAAAAUCCGCGUAACUAGUGGGAUCCGAAUCCUUGUUCAAACCCCAAUGCAUGGACUGCUGUUCCAACAACAAAAUGGCCGUGUCGUCAGAUACGGCUUUGUAAUGUGCUUGCAACUCAACAAAAUACAAAAACCAUUCCAUC
Molecule: messenger RNA, 4061 nt
Organism: Marchantia polymorpha subsp. ruderalis
Lineage: Eukaryota; Viridiplantae; Streptophyta; Marchantiopsida; Marchantiales; Marchantiaceae
Source: the annotation of a GenBank genome assembly